Molecule: messenger RNA, 6586 nt
Organism: Rhinolophus ferrumequinum (greater horseshoe bat)
Lineage: Eukaryota; Metazoa; Chordata; Mammalia; Chiroptera; Rhinolophidae
Gene: MET
Product: MET proto-oncogene, receptor tyrosine kinase
Exons: 21
Coding region: 438-4583 (1381 amino acids)
Biological process (GO): negative regulation of cell adhesion; regulation of GTPase activity; semaphorin-plexin signaling pathway involved in axon guidance
Cellular component (GO): membrane; semaphorin receptor complex
Molecular function (GO): semaphorin receptor activity; protein binding; ATP binding
Source: RefSeq, a predicted model, not a curated record
CCGUGCCUCCCGCCUGGACGUGCCCGGGCCUCCGCGGGCGGUGCGCGCGCCCAUUCCCGGCUGAGUCACGGACGGUCGGGCGCGGGUGGGAAGAGGCGGAGGGAGCGCCGCCGGGAGCGCCGCUCGCGGGCCGGGCCGCAGGUGACCCGAGGCUCUGGCCGAGCGCUUUGUGACCAGAUGCGGAGCCCAGCGGAGGGCGCGAGCCAGAUGCGGGACGACAGCUGACUCGCUGCGAGGAGGCGGCGGGGAGGCACGGAGUGCGCGGGUGGUCCCUGGCCACGGACUUCUCGGCCGCGGGUUCCCGGGCCCCGCAAGGUAAACUACACCCUCUUCCGAUCCCGCACUCCACCCCUCGCGCUUCUGCUCUCUUUGUUCCCGUAAGAGACCUGACUGCUGUUGCGUGCGGAAGACGAGACCAGAGAGAUACCCGGCUCACCAUGAAGGCCCUGGCUGUGCUUGGCCCCGGCCUCCUCGUGCAUCUGUUGACCUUGGUGCAGAAGAGCGGUGGGGAGUGCAAAGAGGCGCUCGUCAAGUCUGCGAUGAACGUGAACAUGAAGUACCAGCUGCCCAACUUCACCGCGGAAACGCCCAUCCAGAAUGUCGUCGUGCACCAGCACUACAUUUACCUCGGUGCCGUUAACUACAUCUACGUCUUGAAUGACACAGACCUUCAGCAGGUCGCUGAGUACAGGACCGGGCCGGUGCUGGAACACCCGGAGUGCUUGCCGUGCCAGGACUGCAGCCACAAGGCCAAUGCGUCAGGGGGCGUCUGGGCAGAUAACGUCAACAUGGCCCUGCUCGUGGACACGUACUACGACGACCAGCUCAUCAGCUGCGGCAGCGUCCGCAGAGGCACGUGCCGGCGGCACGUGCUGCGCUCCGACGCGGCGGACAUCCGGUCCGAGGUGCACUGCAUGUUCUCGCCGCAGGCGGACGAGGAGCCCGGCCGCUGUCCCGACUGUGUGGUGAGCGCGCUGGGGACCAAGGUGCUGCUUUCCGAGAAGGACCGCUUCAUCAACUUCUUCGUGGGCAACACCAUCAGCUCGGCCCACCUGCCGGGCCGCGCGUUACAUUCGAUAUCGGUGAGGAGGCUGAAGGAGACGCAAGACGGCUUUAAGUUUCUGACAGACCAGUCCUACAUUGAUGUUUUACCCGAGUUCCGAGAUUCUUACCCCAUUAAGUAUGUCCACGCCUUUGAAAGCAACCAUUUUAUUUACUUCUUGACGGUCCAACGGGAAACUCUCGAUGCUCAGACUUUUCACACGAGAAUCGUCAGGUUCUGCUCCGUAGACUCGGGCUUGCAUUCCUACGUGGAAAUGCCCCUGGAGUGUAUUCUCACAGAAAAGAGGCGGAGGAGAUCCGCAAGGUCGGAAGUGUUCAAUAUCCUCCAAGCUGCCUAUGUCGGCAAGCCUGGGACCCAUCUCGCCAAUCAAAUAGGGGUCAACCUGGACGAUGACAUUCUCUACGCGGUGUUCGCACAAAGCAAGCCGGAUUCCGCCGAACCGAUGAAUCGCUCCGCCGUCUGUGCGUUCCCGAUCAAGCUGGUCAAUGAAUUCUUCAACAAGAUCGUCAACAAAAACAACGUGAGAUGUCUCCAGCAUUUUUAUGGACCGAACCACGAGCCCUGCUUCAAUAGGACACUUCUGAGAAUUCCAUCAGGCUGUGAAGUGCGCAGUGAUGAGUAUCGGACGGAGUUCACCACCGCUUUGCAGCGGGUCGACUUAUUCAUGGGCCAGUUCAAUCGAGUCCUCCUGACAUCUGUGUCGACGUUCAUUGCAGGCGACCUCACCAUCGCCAACCUCGGGACGUCGGAGGGCCGCUUCAUGCAGGUUGUGGUUUUUCGAUCAGGAUCAUCCACUCCUCAUGUGAAUUUUCGCCUGGAUUCCCACCCCGUGUCUCCAGAAAUGAUUGUUCAGCACCCAUUAAACCAAAAUGGCUACACACUGGUCGUCACUGGGAAGACGAUCACCAAGAUCCCGCUGAAUGGGCUAGGCUGUGAACACUUCCAGUCCUGCAGCCAGUGUCUCUCCGCCCCUCCCUUUGUGCAGUGUGGCUGGUGCCACAACAAAUGUGUGCGAUCGGAGGAAUGCCCCAGUGGAGUAUGGACUCAAGACGUCUGUCAUCCUACAAUCUACGAGGUUUUCCCGACUACUGCCCCCCUGGAAGGAGGGACAACGCUGACCAUAUGUGGCUGGGACUUUGGAUUCAGGAGGAAUAAUAAAUUUGAUUUAAAGAAAACCAGAAUUCUGCUUGGAAAUGAGAGCUGCACCUUGACCUUAAGUGAGAGUACAGCAAAUACGUUGAAAUGCACAGUUGGUCCUGCAAUGAGCGAGCACCUCAAUCUGUCCAUAAUUAUUUCAAGCGGUCGAGGCACAGCACAAUAUACUGCAUUUUCUUAUGUGGAUCCUAUCAUAACAAGUGUUUCUCCAAGUUAUGGUCCUAAGACUGGUGGCACUUUACUUACUUUAACUGGAAAGUACCUAAACAGUGGGAAUUCUAGACACAUUUCAAUUGGUGGAAAAACAUGUUCUUUAAAAAGUGUGUCCGAGAGUGUUCUUGAAUGUUAUACCCCAGCCCAAACCACUACAACUGAGUUUCCUAUUAAAUUAAAAAUUGACUUAGCCAACCGAGAGACAAACAGCUUCAAUUACCGGGAAGACCCCAUUGUCGAUGAAAUUCACCCAACCAAAUCUUUUAUUAGUGGUGGGAGCACAAUAACAGGUGUUGGAAAAAACCUGAAUUCAGUUAGUGGCCUGAGGAUGGUAAUAAGUGUGCGUGAAGCAGGAAGGAACUUUACUGUGGCAUGUCAACACCGCUCUAAUUCAGAGAUAAUCUGCUGUACAACUCCUUCACUCCAACAGCUGAAUCUGCAGCUCCCCCUGACAACCAAAGCCUUUUUCAUGUUAGACGGGAUCCAUUCCAAAUACUUUGAUCUCAUUUAUGUACACGAUCCUGUGUUUAAGCUUUUUGAAAAGCCAGUGAUGAUCUCAAUAGGCAAUGAAAAUGUCCUGGAAAUUAAGGGAAAUGACAUUGACCCUGAAGCAGUUAAAGGUGAAGUGUUAAAAGUGGGAAAUAAGAGCUGUGAGAAUGUACACUCACAUUCGGAAGCCGUUUUGUGUACCGUCCCCAGUGACCUGCUGAAGCUGAACAGUGAGCUAAAUAUAGAGUGGAAGCAAGCAGUUUCUUCAACUGUCCUUGGAAAAGUAAUAGUUCAACCAGAUCAGAAUUUCACAGGAUUGAUUGUUGGUGUUAUCUCAAUAUCAGUACUACUCUCGUUAUUGUUCGGACUUUUCCUGUGGCUGAAAAGGAGAAAGCAAAUUAAAGAUCUGGGCAGUGAAUUAGUUCGCUAUGAUGCACGAAUACACACUCCUCACUUGGAUAGGCUCGUAAGUGCCCGAAGUAUAAGCCCAACCACAGAAAUGGUCUCAAAUGAAUCUGUAGACUACCGCGCUACUUUUCCAGAAGACCAGUUUGCUAACUCAUCCCAGAAUGGAUCCUGCAGACAAGUGCAGUGCCCUCUGAUGGACCUCUCCCCCAUCCUGCCUGGUGGAGACUCUGACAUAUCCAGUCCGUUGCUGCAAAAUACCGUUCGCAUUGACCUCAGCGCACUGAAUCCGGAGCUGGUUCAGGCGGUCCAGCACGUGGUGAUUGGGCCUAGCCGCCUGAUUGUGCAUUUCAAUGAGGUCAUAGGAAGAGGACAUUUUGGUUGUGUGUAUCAUGGGACUUUGUUGGAUAAUGAUGACAAGAAAAUUCACUGUGCUGUGAAAUCCUUGAAUAGAAUCACUGACAUAGGAGAAGUUUCCCAGUUUCUGACUGAAGGGAUCAUCAUGAAAGAUUUCAGUCACCCCAAUGUUCUCUCACUCUUGGGAAUCUGCCUUCGCAGUGAGGGGUCCCCACUGGUGGUCCUGCCUUACAUGAAACAUGGAGACCUUCGAAAUUUCAUCAGAAAUGAGACUCAUAACCCAACUGUAAAAGAUCUUAUUGGCUUUGGCCUUCAAGUAGCCAAAGGCAUGAAAUAUCUUGCAAGCAAAAAGUUUGUCCACAGAGACUUGGCCGCAAGAAACUGUAUGCUGGAUGAAAACUUCACUGUCAAGGUUGCUGAUUUCGGUCUUGCCAGAGACGUGUAUGAUAAAGAAUACUACAGUGUCCACAACAAAACAGGCGCCAAGCUGCCUGUGAAGUGGAUGGCUUUGGAAAGUCUGCAGACUCAGAAGUUCACCACCAAGUCAGAUGUGUGGUCCUUUGGCGUGCUCCUCUGGGAACUGAUGACAAGAGGUGCCCCACCUUAUCCUGAUGUCAAUACCUUUGAUAUAACAGUUUACUUGUUGCAAGGCAGAAGGCUCUUGCAACCCGAGUACUGCCCAGAUCACCUGUAUGAAGUGAUGCUAAAAUGCUGGCACCCGAAAGCUGAGCAGCGCCCUUCUUUUGCUGAGCUGGUCUCCAGGAUAUCAGCGAUAUUCUCUGCUUUCAUCGGGGAGCAUUAUGUCCACGUGAAUGCCACCUAUGUGAACGUCAAAUGUGUCGCUCCAUACCCUUGUCUGUUGUCAUCACAAGAUCACGUUGAUGGUGAGGGAGACACAUGACGGAUGGCUACACCAUCAAGCCCCUUCUGAGAAACAUCGUAGAACUAUCCAAACAACAGUCCAUACUUCGUCCAAUAGUUUUUCACUGCCUGGCCAUUGAAAGGCCACCAGAUAUUUUUUUGCUUUUGCCAAAAUUGCACUAUUAUAGGACCUUAUAUUGUUAUUUUAAAUGACUGGACUGUGAGGAAUUUCUCGUCUGACAUAGCGUCAGGGCCAGAAGCUUGGUCCCACAGACCAGUGACCGAUGGCAACCCUGUAGCGGGGAGGACCCUCCUGUUGCAUUCAGGCCCAAACCUGAUUUCUGGGUUGAAAUUUUUAAAAAUCAGGAUCCCACCUGCUUUUAUAUGGGGAACUGAGGCAUUGAAUUUUGUCGGCUUCGUGAUCACAGAAAAUUCAGAAGUGGUAAUGUCCAGGACAAACAGGGCAGCCCUGGGACCAGGCCACUCAUUUAGAAUUAGUGUUUCAAAGAGCGUUCAUGUGUUGUGUGGUCUCUAACAUUUUUCAUUACUGAUGUUGUCAUUUGCCUGUUAGGCAAACAUUCCCAUUUAAAUUUUGCAUACACAUUCCUUUUAUUGGAGAAAUAUCCAUAGACAAUGCAGUUAGUGUUUCAACACAAAAUGUUUAUAAUUUAAUAGGGAUAUUUACAAAUUGUACAUAGAUGACAUUGAGAAAGUUUUCAUAAAAUAGUUUAGUCACAAUGAAAUAUUUAAUUGUCAUUUAAAAAUCAACUUGAGAAUGAUGCUAUUCUAAUCUAAUGGAUGUGGACAUUUAAAUGUUUUGUCUGUAUUUUUUUUAAAUGGAGACUGAAAAUAAAACAAGUACUUUGUGAUGAUGUGUUUUUAAAGGUAACUUAGCAUGUUUUUAAAGCAGAAUGCAUCUGACUGAAAGGUUUAUUGGUUCCAAUCACAGCUCAUACGUACAGCAAAGUAAUGACCAACAGACUGGAAGUAUUAGCCUCUCUCUCAGGUGGCAACUUCCUAUCCCACAAACACGGGGAGACAAUAAAACUUUGGGGAAGUCUAGUUUUGCUUUAGGACAUAUUCUGUGUUAAGCAAAACAUGUUGUAGAAAAAAAGGCAAUUCAAAGUUCUGGCCGUUUCCCUGGGAUGAACAGUCGUUAUCCUGAGCAGCACUUGGUGACGUUUUGUUCCGUGAGAGUUUGUGCUUACUACUGUAUAGUGCACGGGGCACAGGAUACUCUAAGUGAUUUGUCUAUAUGAACAUUUAAAGUAUUAUAUUUUUAUAAAAAUGUUUAUUUUUAAUGAUACAAGAUAACUUUUGUUAGGCCAUAAAAAUACUGCACUGUGAACAUUUCAGAAAAGGUAUGUCAGACUUGGAUUAAUAAUGGCAUGAUUUUGAAUGGCUGUAAAUAGUGAUAAGGAAUUGUACUGAUUGUCAGUACACAGUACACCACACCCUCAUUACAUCACAGGACUCAAAGCCAGGGGUUAACACACAAGCUAUGAAGAGGGUAUGUUACACUGAAACCCCUUAGUAGAGUUGGGCUGUUGUUGCAAGAGAGUGAUUACAACCAAAAGCUCUUUGACAAAGGUGGAACUUACCAGAAGACACAAGGAAUGGUACUGCAGAGAUAUUCCAGUUCAAAUAUUACUAUUACAGAAGUGAAAAGAGGAAUACUAAUUCACAGAGUAUUGUAAAUGGUGGACGACAAAAAAAAAAAAAAAUCUAGUCUGCAGAAAGCAAUACCUCUACCGAUGUGAACAGAAUGAAUGCAUCAAGAACAGAAAGAACUUGUGGAAACAACCAUCAACAAGACUACACACCUGUAUAUAUGCUUGAGAAAGCUGCAAUGUGAAAACCGGGUUUGCUAUUUAUAAACGUGUCCUUAGGUUAAUGUGUCUGGACAGGUUGUGUGAGUGAAGCCUCUACGAAUUAGAUACUUGUCACAGCAGCAUGCCUGCAAUUGAGCUGAAUGGUACUUUGUAUGUUAAUAGUUGUUGUUCUGAUCGAUCAAACGAUUAAAAUAAAUUGUUAUACAUCCUG